Zophobas morio is the source of this 1263-nucleotide messenger RNA. RefSeq lists its product as uncharacterized. The transcript has 2 exons. Lineage: Eukaryota; Metazoa; Arthropoda; Insecta; Coleoptera; Tenebrionidae. Gene Ontology annotation, biological process: DNA recombination; DNA integration. The coding region runs from base 497 to 952 and encodes 151 amino acids. Gene Ontology annotation, molecular function: DNA binding. The record is from RefSeq and is a predicted model, not a curated record.
ACUGCUUUGGAAACGCAAAUCACUUUAUAAAAAUGAAUGUGCCACAAAAUAUUAUUGCUGUAGCAGCAAAUGUAGCCGCAAAUUUGCUCCCCGAAAGCAAAUCAGCAAGAUACGAACGCGAAUGCGCUGAGUUCAAAAAAUGGCAAAAGAAAGAGAACGUGAUUGGUGUCACGGAAGACAUUUUAUUAGGGUAUAUCAAUCAUUUGUCUAACAAAUUCAGCCCGAAUUCUUUAUACUGUAACAAGAUGUAGAAUUUAAUUUAAACAAGUUUUAUAGACAGAGUUGUACUCACCGUUAUUAUUAACGUGUUGAAUUUAUGAGCAAUUCGUACUGGUUGUAAAUAUAGUCUAUCUAGUUCAGGAAUCCUGAGUACCUUGUAGUACUUCUUGUUAGUUGUCCUUACCACUAAACUUUUUUUUUCUUCAUCAACUAUAACGGAAUACGUUUCAAUGGGGUAUGGCAAAUUUCUAAUUCGCCAUUAUGGUCGAAGUGGUCAAUGAUUAAGAGUUUUUUGGAAGUUAGAGAAAACAUUGACGUUCGCAGAUUUCACAAAGUGGUUGCGUUUUUGAAAAAACUAAAUAAACGCUAUGUUUCCAAGAAAGCUAAAACUCUUCCGGAGCAAGUGGAAAAAUUUAUACCUGAAGCCCCUGACAAGAAGUGGUUGCUUGCCAAAAUUGUCACCAUUUUUAGUAUAUUUGGUUGUUGUCGGUGUGAUGAGCUUCUAUCCCUCACUUUAAAUGACGUGGAAGAUUUCGGCAAAUGUAUUGUUGUCACCUUAGGCGAAACCAAAAAUUUUACAAGUAGGAGGUUUACAAUAAAGGAAGAUGGGUGUAGUUUUAAACCUUGCGAUAUUUAUCGAAAAUAUGCGGCUCUACGGCCUCAGAAAAAUAAGGACCUGCGGUUAUUUUUGACAUAUCGAAACGGAAAAUGUGUCGCCCUCAAUGCAGGUUAACAUACUCUUGGUACAGUACCUAAGAAAAUUGCUGAAUACCUAGGAUUACAAGAGCCUGCACUGUAUACAGGUCACUCAUUUAGACGAACUGGAGCAAUGAUGGUUGUUGAAGCGGGUGGGGAUAUUUUAACUUUGAAGCGUGCAGGGGGAUGGAAAUCAACAAUUGCGGAUAGAUCAAAUUGUCAAAAACAUUCCCGCUUGAAAAAUCUACACCAUCUUCUAUAGAGGAUACACAUGGGAGUCCAAGUAACAUUGCCUGAAAAUUUCAACAUUAGUGGAAAUAACUUCACCAUAUUUAAUUUAAACGAUAA